AGUUCCCAACCCUACAUGCACCAUUUUCCUUCCCGCGGGGUUUAGGUUGAUUCCCUGGCCCUUGAUAGCACGCCGACGAGACGGCGACCUGCUAGUUUACAUGUGUCAAAGCGAGGGUGCAAGCACUGCCGCGCCAGACUUUAACUCCGCCGUGCCGGACUAUGGACCACCAAGCAGCCACCUGAAUCAGCGACGGCGGCGCGGCGCGGCACGCCUCACACCGUCACACGUGGCGCCGCACGAGUCGAAGGCUCUCUCCUGUCCUGCCAACAAUCAGCCGCCAGUGACGCCCAAUCACCGGGGCCCCUGCUUUGCUUGUGUGUCUAGUAUAAAUGAGCUCAGCUCCGGCGACCUCUCCCGCCUUCCUCCUCUUGUUCAGGCCUCCAGCGAUCGAGGUCAAGCUUGUAAGUAAAACCGGCCGUGAGCUGCUGCCCUGUCGCUGUUCUGUUCUGCCCAAAUAUCAAACAUGCCCCCCUCUCUUGCGCCGCCGCCGCCGCCUGCGGCUGAUCACAAGGCCUGGCCGAGGCAGCAGAGACACGCGGAGAAGAAGAAGAAGGCCGCGGGGUCGCCGGCACCGCGGAGGGCGUCGUUCCACGGGCGCGGCACGUCCGAGCAGGAGGAGCAGCAGCGGCAGCAGCGAGACCACCACCUGCUGAGACAGAGGCCCCGGACGCAUCCGGACCUGCUGCUGCUGGCCGGCGUCAGGGAGCGUGGCUUCCGGCGAGCGGGCGUCGUCCACGCUACCACCACCACCACCGAUGCUGCUGUCCCGUGGGGCAGCAUCAGGGCGGCGCCGAGCAAGGCGCUGGUGACCGUCGCCGUGCAGCGGAGCAUGUGGCCGCUGCACGUGAUGGCGGGCGCCGAGUGGCGCGUCGCGGACCUGGUCGCCGCCGCGGUGGGGCUCUACGUCAGGGAAGGACGGCGCCCGCUGCUGCCGUCCGCCGACCCCUCCGCGUUCGGCCUCCAUUACUCCCAGUUCAGCUUGGAAAGCUUGGACCCGGAGGAGAAGCUCAUGGAGCUUGAGGGCAGGAGCUUCUUCCUCUGCCCCAGGGCUACUGCGGCUCCCUCUACGCGCCCAGCGACUGAAGCUAGCAAGGCCACGCCCACCUCUGCCGACAGGCAAAACAUGCUACCACCAUGGCUCAGCUUCAUGCACUUUUGGCCAUUGUUGUAGCUUGCUUGGUAGUUUGAGUCUCUUACUCCGAUCGCAAACGACACUUCGUCCCUACCUAGGUUAGAUUCAUAGAUUAGUAGUACAUACAUUUGUACUUGGCCACCUUGCCAAAUUAAUUUGUUUACUGUUGAAUUAAUGAUCGAGCAGACAACUGUCUUCAUAUUCCUGGAAAA
Sorghum bicolor (sorghum) is the source of this 1347-nucleotide messenger RNA. RefSeq lists its product as uncharacterized. The transcript has 2 exons. Bases 467 to 1174 code for a protein of 235 amino acids. The record is from RefSeq and is a predicted model, not a curated record. Lineage: Eukaryota; Viridiplantae; Streptophyta; Magnoliopsida; Poales; Poaceae.